Molecule: messenger RNA, 686 nt
Organism: Drosophila elegans
Lineage: Eukaryota; Metazoa; Arthropoda; Insecta; Diptera; Drosophilidae
Product: UPF0587 protein CG4646
Exons: 2
Coding region: 66-557 (163 amino acids)
Molecular function (GO): zinc ion binding
Source: RefSeq, a predicted model, not a curated record
CACACUGCCGAACAGCUGAUUUUGUCGAAUCUAAAAUAUAUUGUAAAUAUUGUCUUGUUAACGAAAUGGUGCGCGUUGGCCUACAAAUUUCCGCCACGCUGGAGAACGUGGACAAACUGGAGACCUGUCAUCCAGACUACUCUUUCUUUUUGAAACUAAAGUGCAGCAACUGUGGCGAACAGUCGGACAAAUGGCACGACAUCACCGAAUCGGAGCGCGUGCAGCAGGAUUCUCGCAAUGCGGCCGGCUUUAAUUUCUUCAUGAAAUGCAAGAUGUGCAGUCGGGAAAACAGCAUAGACAUUGUGGAGAAGUCCAAUGCUCCCUAUACGGCAGACGACUCCGGCGGAUUCAAGACCAUUGUGGUUUUCGAGUGCCGCGGCGCAGAGCCUGUGGAUUUCUCGCCCCGCACCGGAUGGCGAGUCUCAUCGGCGGAAAAUGGCCAGGAGUUCGAGGACGUCGAUCUUUCCGAGGACGAUUGGGUGGAGUACGACCAGAAGCACAACAACUCCGUGGGCGUCUACGAGUUCGCCUCGAAGUUCAUCAAACUGAAGAAGUAACGCUAACUGGAGCAGUUAAAUCAAUCAAACCAGUGAUAAAUCUGAUAUUUGUGAAGGCAAUAAUAGUUUUCCAUUCAAAGACUUUCCACGCCAAUUAAAAAACACUAUGUCUUAAAAUCUUGAAAAACA